Schizophyllum commune H4-8 is the source of this 950-nucleotide messenger RNA. RefSeq lists its product as uncharacterized. Bases 84 to 839 code for a protein of 251 amino acids. Lineage: Eukaryota; Fungi; Basidiomycota; Agaricomycetes; Agaricales; Schizophyllaceae. The record is from RefSeq and is a predicted model, not a curated record. The transcript has 6 exons.
ACUAGGUAGGGGACUUGGCGUCUAUAUUUGCGUCAGCAGGGAUUUGACGAUCCCUCACAUCUCUUUACAUCCAUAACCGCCCAAUGGCACCACCAACCGGUCCCUACGUUCGCGAGGCCAAGCUCCCCGAAGAGUUUCGUGAGCUCAGUCUCGUCGCGGCACGCGCCUUUGCGUCGCACCCUCUGAAGAACUACUUCUCGCAUCAAAAGACUGCCAUCCACCUGCAAAAGGGAAAGCGAAAGGAGAAGAGCCUUCGCCAGCUCGCGAACUUUGAGGAAAGUAUACUACUCUACGUGAAGCUCCUGGGCGGACGCAUCAUGGUGGUCGCUGUGCCGGAGGAGGAUGGGAAGGAGCGUCUGGCGGCGUGCGCGGCGUGGACGCCACCUGGCGCGUCGGAGAAGGAGAGCCUUAUGGUCAUCAUACGUGCGAAGUAUCAUCGGACGGUCCGUGCAUGGGGAAUGGUUGCGCUGAAGAGGAUUGUGGGGGAGUUCACGCCAGUUCAGGAGAAGCAGAGGGAGAAAGCGGCAGAGAGAUAUGGGAUCAAGAAUAACGACUACUGGUACCUCGAACUGCUCUUCACGAAUCCCGAGGAUGAGGGGCGUGGGCACUGUGGAAAGCUACUGAGAGAGUUUGAAGCAUAUGAACCGACCAAGCUGUUCAUGCUGAACGCCGCCUCGGAACGCUCCAUUGCCAUUUACCAUCAUUACGGGUGGAAGACCUUCGACCAACAUAUGCUGGGCGUUGGGAAGGUUGCCGCAGAUGGGACCGCCGCGAAAGGAGAGCAGGCGAAGGGAGUGCUUCUCGAACUCAUGGUGAAGGAGCCUGCAAAGACACAGUAGGAGGCUUUUCGGCGGCACAAAUAUACCCUGUACCUGGAUAUAAUAGCCGGGUUCUUUUGGCGCGCUACCUACUACCUAUAGUACCCGUUACGGAAAUAAGAUCGUCUCACG